Messenger RNA from Drosophila obscura, 1483 nucleotides. RefSeq names its product short-chain dehydrogenase/reductase family 16C member 6. The transcript has 4 exons. Gene Ontology annotation, cellular component: lipid droplet. The coding region runs from base 401 to 1378 and encodes 325 amino acids. The record is from RefSeq and is a predicted model, not a curated record. Gene Ontology annotation, molecular function: oxidoreductase activity, acting on the CH-OH group of donors, NAD or NADP as acceptor. Lineage: Eukaryota; Metazoa; Arthropoda; Insecta; Diptera; Drosophilidae.
CGGCAUUCAGUUGGUAUUGUGACUCCAGCAUAAGCGGACGUGAGUGCGGAUCGGGCCCAGAGCAUAAGCUAAAAGUGCGAAUUGAAUAUAGAGAGAGAAAUUCAUUGGAAUUUCCUUAGCAUUUGCAUUUGUUUUGUGUUCGAGCGCGUUCGAGGUUCAUUGAUAUGCACAGCUGAUGCCCAAUAAAAGUUAUCGAAUUGUGCAUGCCGAAUGCCAUUUGCCUGGUGUGCCACAGCCACACAGCCCCCUAAUCAACCAUUCGAGCCGCGCACGCGCAGUGCAUACGAAAUCCGAUCUAAGAUACUAAGAUACUCCCUUCCUCCCUCGCACGUGCUUCGAGAGUGCCAAGGCCUGGGGCAAAACACUCAACUAACUGUGGGUCACACAUCCAUCCAUCAACAUGACAGCUGCUCCUGGACUCCUACACAUGGAUCGCCCACUGCUGGCUCUCUAUCAGUUUUUCCUCGACCUGAUUAUAUUCACCAUCAAAUCGGUUUAUUAUAUACUGGAAUCGCUCUACUAUACCCUGCUGCCCCUGCGUUUUAGAAAGUUGAAGAACAUCUCCGGUCAGGUGGUGCUCAUCACAGGCGGUGGAGGCGGCGUUGGUCGUCUCAUAGCACUCAACUUUGCUCGACUGCAGGCGCGUAUUGUCAUCUGGGAUAUCAAUCAAGAAGCCAUCAAGACAACGGUGGAUCUGCUGGCCAGGAGUGGCUACAACAACUGCAAGGGCUAUGUGGUGGAUAUAUCCGACAGGGAGCAGGUCUAUCAGCGCGCCGGCGAAGUCAUCGAGCAGGUGGGACCGGUGGAUAUAUUGAUCAACAAUGCGGGAAUUGUCUGCUGCAAGCCAUUCUGGGAGCUGCACGACCGCGUCAUCCAGAAUACGUACAACAUCAACAUCAUUUCGCACUACUGGACGGUCAAGGCAUUCCUGCCGCACAUGAUGCGCCACAAUCGCGGCCAUAUCGUGACGGUGGGCUCUGUCACGGGCAUGCUGGGCACCUACGGCUGCAGCGAUUAUGCGGCCACCAAAUACGCCUGCAUUGGCUUCCACGAGAGCCUGCUGACGGAUCUGAAGGCCCAUGGCUACGAUCACAUCCAGAUGAGUCUGAUCUGUCCGUACUACAUCAAUACGGGCAUGUUCUCGGGCGUCCGGCCACGCAUGCAGCCAAUGCUGGAGCCCCAGUACGUGGCCGAUCGCAUCGAGCAGGCCGUGCGCUGCAACGAGGUCUGGUGCGUCCUGCCCAACUCCAUUCGCCUGCUGACGCCACUGAAGUGCCUGUUGCCCGCAAAAAUGUGCUGGGAGCUAAUGUCACGCGUCAUCCGUGGCCCCGAGUCCAUGAUGCUGUUCCAGGGACGAGGACGUGUGGCCGCCGGCUAGCCUGCGACGCCAGCCAUCAGAUACACUUUGGAAAUCCUUUUAGCUUAAGUCAUUUAUCAAUAAUCGUUAUAUUAAACUAAGUAAAUCGGCGGAAAUCGGCAGUCU